Molecule: messenger RNA, 960 nt
Organism: Anastrepha obliqua
Lineage: Eukaryota; Metazoa; Arthropoda; Insecta; Diptera; Tephritidae
Product: putative lysozyme-like protein
Exons: 3
Coding region: 1-960 (319 amino acids)
Source: RefSeq, a predicted model, not a curated record
AUGGCUGUUAUUGUUUUUGACAGCAGCAACCACCAUCACUACCACAAUUCCAAAAUAGCGCAACGUUGGAAACAGCUCAAGCAGCAUAUACUCAACCAGCAGCAACAUAGGGCGGCGCAACGUGACGAGCCGCCGCAGCAGCAACAACAACAGCCGCUGCAGCCGCAAACAGUAUCGCAAUCACAACAACAACCGCAGAAAGCGAAUCUGCAACAACAGCAAUUGCUGCCAAAGGUCAAGACGCAGCAGGCCCUAGAGCAAGUAGCCGCUCAGCAAUACCAGCAACAGCAACAGCAGUCAAAGCAGUCACCACUGACAACGUGCGUGGUGACUGCAGUUGCAGCUACAGCUGUAACAACAAGCGUCAUAUCGACAUUUAAUCCCGUUAACCCCACGACAGCAACAAUUACAACGGCGGCCAGAGUCUUUUCCCGUUACGAUAGCAUCGAGGAGCUGCAUCAGCGUACCAGCAGAAGUGGAAGCGCAAUUGGAAUAGUGCCAGUGGUUGCGGCGCAGGGCGCCCAAGGUGCACGUGGUAGUAUAGUAGCCGCAACUGGAGUGGGAGUGGGAUCCAGCGCUGUAAUUGGCAGUGGAGUUGGCACAGGAGGUUUGUAUGCAACCGCAGGUGCGCGUAAUGUACCAGUAGCAGGUAGCGGUAAUGGCAUUGGUGUGCGUAUAGCAGGUUCGCGGAGUGGUAGUAUAGGAGCUGGUUUAGAUGAUCAUCGGACAGUGUUAAGUCCCAGUGGUACAGGAACAGUAUCGGCGACUAAUCAGCAAUUAAGCAGGGGUAGUGUGAAUGGCUAUACAACGGCAGCAGCAGCAGCAGUUGGUGGCGGAGGUGUUAGUGGUGGCAUUGGCAUUGGUGGAAGUGGCAGUGGGAGCAGCGGCGGUACACAAUUGAUAGGCGGUGCUACGUCGACGCUGGAACAGGAACAGCACAAGGCGCCAUAUUGGGUGUGA